CCAAGCAUCGCCAGCACAGAGAAAAAAAAGUGAGCUGCUCCAGUCACAGCCGGUGUGUAGAGAGUCGGUCUUAUCCACAUUUUUUAUAUUAUUGCAAAAACCACUACCAACAUGGAAAAACGAAUUGAAUUAGAAAAAAGAGGAAGGAAUCCCGAUCAGAUCACAGAAUUAAAUCUUGAUAAUUGCCGGAGUACUACGAUUGUCGGUUUAACAGACGAGUUUGUCGGUCUUGAAGCUCUCAGUCUUAUCAAUGUGGGUCUCACCAGCCUCAAAGGCUUCCCAAAACUUCCAAAUCUACGAAGGUUGGAAUUGAGUGACAAUAGGAUCUCUGGUGGUUUAAAUGCUCUCAGUAGCAGCACAAAACUAACAUCGCUUAACCUCAGUGGUAAUAAAAUCAAAGAUCUGGAUACUCUGGAGCCUCUCAAAGAAUUCAAGAUGCUGCGAUCCUUAGACUUGUUUAACUGUGAUGUCACAACCAGAGAAGACUACAGGGAGAAAGUAUUCCAGUUUCUGCCAUCAUUAAAAUACCUUGACGGUUAUGACUGCGACGACAGAGAGGCAGAAGACGAUGAACUCAACGGCAAUGACGAAGAUGAGGAAAGUGGUGAAGAAGCACCUGACAAUGAUGAAGAUGAAGGAGUAGAAGAUGAAGGGGGAGAUGAAGGUGAAGAGGAAGAUGAGGGAGAAGAGGAUGUAGGCUUGGAUGCCAUUUACAAAGACAACUUGGAUGAGGAAAGUGAAGGAGAAGAUUAUGAAGGGGCUGGAGAUGACAGUGAUGAAGAUUUAGAAGAAGAAGAGGAUGAUGGUGAAGAAGUAGAGGAAGAAGAAUCGCCAGCACGAGGGAAGAAACGAAAAAUGGAAGACUGACUGGAGAGAUAAGUCUGCCCAACCUUUCUAUUUCAUUGCUGAGAAAUUUUGAAAAAGUGUUAAUGCUAAAAAAAGAAAAAGACAAAAAAGAAAUGCCAAGAAAAGUUUGUUUGAAUGUAUCCACUCUUUGAUUGACCACUAUAACUGGACUUGCAGAGGUUUAUGUGAAGCAAUUGGCAUGUUAAAUCCACUCGGGAGAUUGCGAUCGUGAUGCAGUACAAUUAAGCGUCCUUAUUCUCAUGUUGUGUACACUGUAAGGAUUGAGCUUUCCCUGUUUUCCCCUUUUCCUUCAACCUUUCCCUACGUCUUUUAUUCCAGGAUUUUUUUAUUUUGAUAAUGCGGAAAUGCUGCUGUUGCCAUUGUUCACGUUAUUUUCUGAAAGAAAAGCGCGCCACCUCCACUCUUUCCUCCGCAGUUAAGCUACAAACUCAUUUCGAGUUUCACCUUAUUCACCACCAACCUCAUACCCGUAAUUGCGUCGUCUUAUUGGAAUGUGUCUUCGAGAAAUGGUAAUUCAAACUUUAUGAUGAAUAUGACUAGAUAUGACGAACGUUUUCCUUCUGUUUCGGCAACCAAAAGUGUGGAGCAUUUUCAAUACAUGUUUUCCCAUUUA
This is a messenger RNA of Daphnia magna, 1480 nucleotides long. RefSeq names its product acidic leucine-rich nuclear phosphoprotein 32 family member A (gene Mapmodulin). Gene Ontology annotation, cellular component: nucleus. The transcript is spliced from 8 exons. Gene Ontology annotation, molecular function: histone binding. The record is from RefSeq and is a predicted model, not a curated record. The coding region runs from base 112 to 867 and encodes 251 amino acids. Lineage: Eukaryota; Metazoa; Arthropoda; Branchiopoda; Diplostraca; Daphniidae.